GGUCAUUAUUGGCAGCCAGAAGACGAGGCAGAAGCUCCAUCACCACGGUUUCUACUAGAGUUCGUGGAUCUAUCUAGAGAGAGCCAGUGAACUCUACGACCUCACUACCUACUAGCUACCCUGAUAGUGGUCGUUCACCCUACAGCAGCGAACGACAACCGUCCCAUUUUCGCAUCCCCUGACCGGCCAUUGCCACCAUGUGUUAUCGUAUCACGAGGAGUUAUACCUUGAGAACGUUUUGAGCUCUACCAAAAUGGUGGACGCGAACGCGUCGAUAUCAUCCCCCGCCUUUCGCAACUCAUCGGCGCUUCCGUUGCAGAGCCAGUUGAGUGAACAGUUAUGGCAACGGAAAGAACAAGGAGAUGCGGCCACCCAGCCUGGCCAGAAUGAAGAAAGCAGCAGUCAUCUUGAACCUGCCCUGCGUCCUUCGACUAUGUCUCGUUCCUUGUCAGAUGCGGCCCAGAACACUGUCUCUGCUCAAUCUGGACCCGCGGAGGUCUUUCGCACGACCAAGGACGAUACCGCAGUACCGUCAAGCCCAGCGACACCACAAAAAGUGCAUCCUUCCCGCCAUGGACUCUCCCUCAAUCUGCCUCCAAGGGCCUUUGCGAGUCCCGGGUCUGGUCCUGCAGUGAAUCGCGGUCCGCUGUCACCGAAGCUGGACUCAUCGCAAAUAUACGGCUCUCCCGCCUCGGUCUUACCCAGGCGGUCCAGAGGUCUCGACUUCUCGCGUGCCUGUACCAAUCUUCACCACUCAACCCUCGCCGAGGCUUCUCCAGAUUCAUCCCCGACGAUUGGUGGCCGAGGGAUGACGAUCCCGCAACGUCGUGGGACAGCGACAUCAAGCGGCAUGGGUGAGUUCUCGACGUCCGGUCCUGCAGAUCGGACCGCCAUCUCGAGUUCGGUCUCCAGUGUGAACAUGCUCGACUCAGACACCACGAGUAGUGAUGACGAUGAUGAAGAGCUGAUGAAUGGAGAUCGAGAUGAGAUGAUGAUCACGGCGACCCCGCAGGCCAGCAAGACCGGCGGCGGUAUUAAUCCAUUUGCGCCGAGUGCGAUCCAGAGCCCUGGAAAUGAUUGGAUGGGCGGUCCCCCAGCAACAGGAAGUGUCCUGAGUUUUCAGCGCGCCCGGCUGCGCAGCAGGAAGAGCAGACACAGUUCCAGUAGUGCUAGUGGAAACAGUUCCAAGCCCAGCCCUGGGCCGCUGUCGCCGCCUGUUAUCAAGAGCAUUGAGAUGCCUAGCGGGGGAUAUUUCAGUCGGGAUAGGUCUAAAAGUACCCUGCAGUCUAGGCGGGAGAGCCUGAGCCUUGGUACCCGCGAUCUCUAUCUCUCUGACCUCAGUGACGACGGGGAGGCUCGUACCACCAGGGGCAGUAGCCCAGCUGCGGCAUCCAACGCCGAAGGCGGACCUCUGGGCGUCAUUCGUCGAGCUGUGACUCGACGGGGAAAUCUAUUGCCUAAAACAAAGACUUUCGCUAGGAUCCGCGCUGCCCUCAUGGAAGAAGGUGCCCCUAUAGAUAGUGAGGCGAAACGGGAGGCAGAGGUUAUCCGUCAAGUACGCGAGAGUGAUCCAGCCAUAUCAGAGACCUCUCCGGUCUUCCCGUCACUCGAUUCUGCAGCGUUAGCCUUGGAAGCUGACGAUGGACCGAAUGCGUCUACGGAUGGUGCUCAAGCAAGCAACAGCUUCAGCAACCACGCCCUGAAGAAUUCAGGUGGUACAGAAUUCUGGAAUUCUUUUGACGAACGAUAUCGCACUCCGCCUCCACCCCUUCGCGCGCCAGGUCUCUCUGGGGAGGACAUGACGAUGGAGACACCGCCGUCCACGAUUUUCGGAUCAGCCUCAACGGACAUCCCGAGGCUUCCCGAACGGCCACAAUCAGGGUCUUCCAACGCCCAAGCUUCCCAGGCCUCUUUUGCUGAGCUUCCCCGCAAACGCAGGAGGGACGAUGACUUAGAUCCGAACUCGUUCAAACGGAGGGCAGUUUCUCCCGGGAUGAGUGUUCAGAGCAGCCCGAUCCUUCCCCAGUCACCGAUGAUCAAGGAGACCACGUUCUGGGGUCCGCCGCCAAAGUCAUUACCUGGUGCUUUGGGAAGCGAAAAUGGUAGCAACAGUAGCGGCCACAGUGGCCCUGUGAAGCGUGUUGGCCUGCAGGGAAUGAACGAAACCAACGACGGGCUCAUGAAUAUGAGCAUCGAAUGAUGCCUGUUCUCUUCUAUCAACCACUUUUUUCCACCUAAUAUUACCCUCGACGGUGUCCUCAAUCGAUGGCAACUACUAACAAUACGCUUCUUGACCCAAGGUUUACAGUACAUAGAUACUUAUUGUUCUGUCCUUCACUCGUUUGGAUAUUACAGCAUGGCGGGGAGUUGGAGGAGUUCACAUUAUUUCUAGCAAUCAUUAAUACUAGCGAACCUCAUAUCCUCAUUUGCAGUCCGUAUUGUUGUUAAGUCGAGUAGGCGUGCUCUUUGGACUGGCUGGCAUAUUAGGUAUAUAAUAGACCCUUAAGCUUCCACGUUGCGUCGGUCGCGCUAGGUAACUUCAGUAGAGCUCCGCUU
Molecule: messenger RNA, 2556 nt
Organism: Paecilomyces variotii
Lineage: Eukaryota; Fungi; Ascomycota; Eurotiomycetes; Eurotiales; Thermoascaceae
Exons: 3
Coding region: 254-2200 (648 amino acids)
Cellular component (GO): site of double-strand break
Source: RefSeq, a predicted model, not a curated record